GAGAGGGAGAGCAAGCGAGAGAAAACGCGGAAUAGAGGGAGACUAUACACGCUGUAGCAUCAGUAUGUGACUGCUUGUGCCUGAUAACACUGAUGCCGAGCUCCUUCAGUGGACAAUUUGCUGAGCUACAUUUUUCCAUUUGCAAGAGGAUUCCAGCUCUAAACCAGUGCAAUUGAUGAGAGACUGGACGUUGGAAUAGUUUGGUUUACUUAUAAUUACAUCUCUUAUGUUCUGCAUCUCUGAAGAAAGGUUUAUUACAGAAGACAAAAAUUAAUCCUAUCCCCUUAGCUCACAUAAUACUGAUGAUAUACAGAGUUUGAUCUUCCAGUGAAGGCUGCUGAACUCUCAGGCUUCUGAUAUCUUCAGUGGAGACUCACAAGACUGUUUGACAGAAAACAUAUUUCUCAGCUCUUGGUUAGUCAUCGAUUAGUUACACAACAAAUUCAAGACCAGAAGACAAAAAGGGAGCUGAGGUAGUAAUUCUUCGGAAGAAUUAAAACACCAAUGUCUUUGAGGUGUUGUGAAAUGAGCAAAGAAUGAAUUUUAUGUGAUGUAAGCAGAGAAGAGAAGAAUAGCCUUCUGGCUAGAGCACUGGUCCGGAGCCCAAGAAGCAGCUAAAGAGGCAGUAGGUUUGAUUUGGCAAGUCAUUUGGAAAAGGAGGAGUGCAGAAGUGCCCUGUAACUGCUGAACAAUAGAAAAUGGUCGGCUGUGGAACUCUAUUGUGAAGACCUCAGAAGAAAUAUCAAUUUUUCCAGUCAGCUUUUCAUAAUGUGAAUAUAAUUUGAGCUUUCCCAAAUGGGCAGCUAAACAAUGAACAAGCAGAAAAACCCAUUUUGGACUGUAUUUCUGAACCAGGCUUCACCUUCUGUCUCGGGAACUUAUUAAAGGAUUACAGCUGAAAAAGACGAGAGAAAGAAAACCUUGAACAGGAAACUUAUCCUACCAUGAAAAUUACAAGUACAUCUUGUAUCUGCCCAGUCCUAGUUUGUCUCUGUUUUGUGCAGAGGUGUUAUGGAGCUGCUCACCAUGGCUCCAUCAAGGUGACCAGAAAUCAAACCAAACAUGUAGAAGGCGAAACAGAAGUGCAUCAUCGUCCCAAGCGUGGAUGGGUGUGGAAUCAGUUCUUUGUUUUAGAAGAACACAUGGGACCAGAUCCUCAGUAUGUAGGAAAGCUGCACUCCAAUUCCGACAAAGGUGAUGGAUCAGUCAAAUACAUUCUUACUGGAGAAGGGGCGGGGACUAUAUUUAUUAUUGAUGACACGACUGGAGACAUCCAUUCAACCAAAAGCCUAGAUCGAGAGCAGAAGACACACUAUGUGCUUCAUGCCCAAGCUAUUGAUAGACGGACAAACAAGCCACUUGAGCCUGAAUCUGAAUUUAUUAUCAAAGUGCAGGAUAUCAACGACAACGCACCAAAAUUUACAGAUGGACCAUACAUUGUUACUGUGCCAGAGAUGUCUGAAAUGGGUACAUCAGUUCUACAGGUCACAGCCACAGAUGCAGAUGACCCUACAUACGGAAACAGUGCAAGAGUAGUGUACAGUAUUCUUCAGGGACAGCCAUAUUUUUCUGUUGACCCCAAAACAGGAGUCAUCAGGACUGCCUUGCACAACAUGGACAGGGAAGCCAGAGAGCAUUAUUCCGUUGUCAUUCAAGCCAAAGAUAUGGCUGGGCAGGUCGGAGGGCUGUCAGGGUCAACAACUGUAAAUAUCACACUCACUGAUGUCAACGACAAUCCACCCAGGUUUCCUCAGAAACAUUAUCAACUCUAUGUUCCUGAAUCAGCUCAAGUUGGAUCAGCUGUUGGCAAAAUCAAAGCAAAUGAUGCAGACACUGGUUCAAAUGCAGACAUGAAGUACACUAUUAUAAAUGGUGAUGGGUCUGGGGUGUUCUCCAUAUCUACUGACAAAGAAACAAGGGAAGGAAUUCUUUCCCUAAAGAAGCCACUCAACUACGAAAAAAAGAAAUCAUACACACUUAAUAUCGAAGGAGCAAAUACUCACCUUGAUUUCCGCUUUUCGCACUUGGGACCGUUCAAAGAUGUAACAAUGUUGAAGAUCAUUGUUGGUGAUGUGGAUGAACCUCCGCUCUUCACUAUGCCUUCCUAUGUCAUGGAAGUUUAUGAAAAUGCGAAGAUCGGGACUACUGUUGGCACAGUAACAGCACAAGAUCCUGACACUGCCAACAGUUUAGUGAGAUAUUUCAUUGAUCAUAACAUGGAAGAAGAUAGGUAUUUCACCAUUGACGCUAGUACUGGGACCAUUAAGACUGCCAAGAUCUUUGACAGAGAGGAGACACCUUGGUACAACAUCACAGUGGCUGCUUCUGACACAGACAAUCCCGAGCUAGUGAGCCACGUUCCAGUUGGUGUUAGAAUCCUGGACGUCAAUGACAACCCUCCAGAGCUUGCCAGAGAGUAUGAUGUAGUUGUCUGUGAGAAUGCAAAGCCUGGUCAGGUUAUUCAGACUAUCACUGCAACUGACAAAGAUAACUCUGCAAAUGGGGCAAGAUUCCGUUUUUCCCUUGAUGAAGGGCUUUCUUUGAAUCCCAACUUUACUCUAAGGGACAAUGAAGAUAAUACAGCCAGUAUCCUGACAAGACGGAGGAGAUACAGUCGAACCACUCAGGAUAUCUAUUACCUCCCAGUUUUGAUUUCUGAUGGUGGAGUGCCCCCUCUCAGCAGCAGCAGUACUCUCACAAUUAGGGUUUGUGCAUGUGAGAGAGAUGGACGUGUAAGAACUUGUCAUGCUGAAGCUUUCCUCUCCUCGGCUGGCUUGAGCACAGGAGCUUUAAUCGCAAUCCUGCUCUGUGUUGUAAUUCUUCUUGUUUUCUCUUUAGCAAUUGUGGUCCUUUUCAUCACCCUAAGACGCAGCAAGAAGGAGCCCUUGAUCAUUUCUGAAGAAGAUGUCCGGGAAAAUGUUGUGACAUAUGAUGAUGAGGGUGGUGGAGAAGAAGACACGGAGGCAUUUGACAUCACAGCGCUGCGGAAUCCAUCAGCUGCUGAGGAGUUAAAAUACCGGAGGGAUGUUCGUCCUGAAGUGAAGCCUGUGCUCAGGCAUCAUCCCUCCUCAAGCCUUGACAGUAUAGACGUUCAGGAGUUCAUUAAACAAAGACUGGCAGAAGCUGAUCUGGACCCCAGUGUGCCCCCGUAUGACUCCCUACAGACAUAUGCCUAUGAGGGUCAUAGAUCAGAAGCUGGAUCUAUCAGUUCUCUGGAUUCAGCCACAACACAUUCUGACCAGGAUUAUAAUUACCUUGGAGACUGGGGACCUGAAUUCAAGAAGCUAGCUGAACUCUAUGGGGAAAUAGAAUCAGAAAGAACAACUUAGUUGUAAUUCCCAGAGCAGAGAAGUUCCUAUACAACUGGAGAUAUAAUGACAGCAACAGUAACAAAAAAUGAAUACAGUACUUGGAACUGAGCAAGUUGUACGCAGUUACUGUAGAACAAGUGCCCUUUUCAUAUUUGAAACUGGGUUCUCCAAUUGGAAGAAAGUCAAAUUUUGAAAAAUACAGAAAAAAGAAGCUAUUGUCCCUUGUGUAUAUUUUUUAAUUGCUCAAUAAAGUCCGUGGUACCAUAUCUGUAAUAAUACCUGAAGUAAAGCCAAGCAAUGACAUUUUUAUUGCAAUAUGCUUAACACCUCUAAGCUACAGUAAGUUUAUGGUCAUGCCUGUUUAGGAAGAUAGCUAAUGGAGGAGCAAAUCUCUUGCAGGUGGUUGUGAUGUUGCAUUUCUAGCUGUUCUGUAGGCCUUGUGAUCCCAAUGUGAGGUAGCCAAAGGGGUUUACUAUCAGUGUGAGAAGUGCUAACAGUCUGUUUCCUUCACAGAAGGGAUAAGCCACACCUGUCCUCUUAAAUAAAUGGUCCUUUGAUGAUUUAAUCUUAUUGAAUUAGCAGGUUGCAUUGAGAUGAUGUCAUUUCAUUAUGUCCUUCAUAAUAUUUUCAUCCAUAACCAGCUAACAGAGGGAGGAUAUCAUUAGCUGUUAGCUCAAACAUGGCUCUAGCCAUCACUGGAGCCCUGUUCUGUUACUGUGUGCUAGAGGAACUGUUGUGCUUUUUCUUUUUGUCUUUUCAUGGGAACAUCAUUCAUUUAAAUGGAAUGGGCCCAAAGUACUCUCUAUGCAGCAAAGCAGAUGAAGCAUAGGCUCUUUCAAUAAAAACAACAAUGGCAGCACCAUUAAACUAUGCAGUUGUUUGGUUCACUGUGCUUCACUUAUGUCAACAGAUGAAGCUUUUCAAGUCUUUUGCUGGUCUGAGUCCAGGAGCUAAAACAGUUAGUUUAAAACACAGAGUUCUUAACCAUAAUGUCUCUAUUUCCGUGUGUGACUAAAAGCAAAAUACAGCUGCUGUAAGACACUGGGACAGCAAAAAUUGAAACAAAAGGAGUAAGAUGAUGUUGCCUUUUUCUUUUUAGUUCAGUCUACGGGUAUUUAAUUUCCCUUAGAGUAAUUUAUGUCUGAGAAAGUUUUCUAUUUCUAUUUCUAUUUUCUAUUUUCAUCAUUUUAAGUCAGUGGAGGAAGAAAAAAAUAAAGUGUAUCAUUACUGUGGUUCCUAUGUAUUAAAUAAGUUGAUUUUUGUGUUAAUAACUUUUUAGCCUUGCAGAACUGCUAUACAGUUCUGCUUAACAUUGCAGGCUGCUUAACACCUAAUCCAGGAGAUUCUUAUGUUUUCCUUUGUUUGUUUGAAACUUUUAACCUUUUGUUUGUCUUUCUUGUGAUAAUACUGUGAGAGAACCAGGAGCUCAUAAUAUCCCAUGAAAAAUUAUGACUUACAAGGCUCACCAUCUAUUACAGCUUUCCGCUUCUAAGAAAACUGUAGCUCUGCUUAGGAAAGUGGACUUCUUGCAAUAUGUGUUUGAUAGGGAAACUAUACUGAGCAGAAGCUGUGUACUUUUUUUUUACUCUCUGGGCUGGUGUGGAGACUGAUUCAGAUCCAUGCACUCCACUAGAUUCCUCCCUUUGUUUUAGGUGCCACUUACAUUCAGCUUAGUAUAGAAGGGUCUGUCUUGCUGACCUACUGUGGGCCACACAAGUGAACCACAUUAUUAAGCCUUCCUUUCUUUACUGUAUGGUUGGGUAGGUCCUAGAUAUGACUGAAACUUCUGAUCAGCUCUGCUUUGAGGUUGUUUUUUUUAAUUUUAAAUGCACAACUACAUCUUGAGAUGUAGUUGACUGCUUUUGGUUUAAACAGCCUUCUGGAAAAAUUAGCAAGCAGCUCUGUAAAAAACUUUUCAAACUCUAAAAAUGUUUUAGUUGCUCUGUAGUCACAGAAUUGUUUUUUACUACACUGUUUUAUUUGCCACUUGAAAACUAACAUUUCCCUUUCUGUCAACAUCUGAACCCAUGAGGCAAUUUAGAGGGGAAAGAAGCCCUAACCCUACAAUGUUUUGAUUAAGAUUUGAAAGUACUUUAAUAAUCUGUGUUCAGAUUUAUUUUUUUUUUUUAAGUUUUACCAAAUAGAGAAUCUUCUAGAAAUGCAUUUAAGGAGAGAUUCUCAUUAUAGAGUAAAGUUAAAUGUAUGCUUUAAUUUAGUAAGAGUUAUACUCAAUUUUAGAAUGGUUCAUGUAUUGUCUUUUUUGGGGGGGUAGAGUUAUGUUUCAGUUUUGUCCCAAAUGAAGCAACUAGUAAUGCAGGAUUUUAUGAGGAGGAAUUUUCCUUUGAUUUAGAUCGUACUUGAUUUAUGCUAACAUCUAAGUUUUUAUAUUGUAUAAGUAGAGUGCUAAAAUGUAAAUUUUUCAGCAUUAGUAGUACCACGGUCCAUAAUAUUUUGUACCACAUCUGCAUAAAAACUGCAUUCAUUGUUGUAUUACAGUUUUGAGAAUCAGGUAUUAGUUAUCUUUAUGUCUGUUCCCUCUGGCCCUACACAGAAGCAGGGAAAAUCAGUUGUAUUUUGUGCUUUAAGCAGUGUUCCCACCUUUUUUUUUUUUUUUUUAUCAUAGAACAUUCAGGUGUAAAGCCAACAGUGCAGUGACAUAAACAAGUCACUCCUUACACUCAUGUUCUGAUUAAGCUAAUGAGAGAAGGAGGUUAUAACUUAGAGAAAGGAGUCCCCUUUUCGCCAUUCCUUAUGCUCUCUUUGCUGCUGUAUGUGCAUUGUACCCACAGCCCCAGGAAAUUCUGAAUCCUUUAAAACUCUUCAGGGUUAUUGAGACGCUGCUUCAGUGAUGCUGCAGUGUGUCCCAUUUGAUACAUCCUAUCCACAGUGAUGGCCAAAUGUGCUUUUCUAUCAUGAUACAUCUGCAUGCUUUCUAUGCUUAAUGUUUUUUACUCAAAUACACAUCACAGUGCUGUGUUGUUUGCAUGACAAAUAGCAGAAUAUUAAAUCUUCAGGGCCACAGCAAAGGCCUCAUGGUGCAGAAAGAACAGGUUUACAGAUUGCUUUCCUGAUCCCACAGAUUUUUCCUUUGGUCCUUUGUGCUCUAGAAACAAAUUUAAACUGUACUUGGGAAUUUCUAUGUUAACAUUGAUUAAACAGGAAGAAAAUUAACACUGCCAUGGAGGGCAUGAUCAUUUUGUAGCAUUACUGAUUUAAACAAAGUAUACAUUCAGUGAAAUAUCAUGGGAAACUCUUUCCUAGUUUAUGGUUAAGUCUAAUUGUAUAGACUUUGCUUAAAGCUUUCACAGAUCUUUUGUGUACUCAUAUUCUCCAAUAUUUUCCUAUUAGACUAGAUAAUCCUGUUGCUCUUAACAACUAAAUGCUGAAAACCAUCGGUUUUACUUAAACUGGAAGAUAAUAAGUGAAAUUAAAUGGUACAUACAAAGUGGUGCUUAAGGGCUUUCCGAUUUACAAUUUUAUUUCAGCAACAGCUAUUCAACUAAUAGUAUCAUUACACCAAAUUAGUCGCAUUCCUUCAAACAAACCCUCUUUCUCGUAAUGGUAAGGGCACUCCGUAUGCUGUUAUCUUGACAUGUCACCUGAGAACAUGAUCUGUAUAAAUAUUUUACAAUGUGAAAAUAUAUUGUCAACCUACAAACAGUCCAAAAUGUGAUUUAAUACGCUUUAAAGAAAUGGAAGGGACUGAAUUUAACUGGCAUUAGAUUAAGUUUCAUAUAUUAAAAACAAAUUAAUUUGUUUAUCGGUGUUACCAUUUACUACAUACACAUAUAGACUGUAAAAGUUGAAAGUGAUUUCACUGUUAUGCACUUUAUUUUUUGCAUUCUUCUUAGAAAACCAAAAUAAUUGUAAACAUUUUUGGGUUUGAAUUCUAAAUGAUGCAGUUGUUUAAAUUGUGAAUACUGCAAGAAAAUGUCUAUAUGAAAAUAUUCUCACUGAUAUUUAUAAGGAAUUACAAAAUUUCUGUGGUCUAAGGCUUUGAAAAAUCAUCCUUUAGAAAAUCUAAGAAUUGGAUCAGCCUGGAAUUAACUGAACUCAUAGACUCACACAAAGGAUAACAAAGGAAAUAUUCUAAAUGCAGACAAGAAUAUGAAAUUAUGCUGCCUAGGGUUAGUUUGUGGUUUAUAAAGUGCUAAGACCUUGUACUUGCAGUACAUACAAAUGGCACAGUGCAUUCUAAGGAACAUUAGGAGCGUGUUGCAAGUAUUGGGCCAUCCUUAUUUUUCCAAAGUCUCCAAAAAUAUAUAUAUUUUUUUUAACAAGAGUAAUGUAAAGUAUACCUCCUUAUGCAAGUGUUACUGAUAGAAAUUGUUACAUUUUCUUUUAAUAAACAAAAGGGACAAAA
Molecule: messenger RNA, 7674 nt
Organism: Athene cunicularia (burrowing owl)
Lineage: Eukaryota; Metazoa; Chordata; Aves; Strigiformes; Strigidae
Gene: CDH18
Product: cadherin 18
Exons: 17
Coding region: 945-3329 (794 amino acids)
Biological process (GO): cell morphogenesis; multicellular organism development; homophilic cell-cell adhesion
Cellular component (GO): plasma membrane; catenin complex; adherens junction
Molecular function (GO): cadherin binding; calcium ion binding
Source: RefSeq, a predicted model, not a curated record